AUGGCAUCUAUUUCACGAAGCUACUCUCCAAGACGCAUACACCUGCGAAGCAAUUCAAGCAGCUUUGCGGGAGACGACGUGGACGCCACAUCGACGCCAACUGUCCUGUCGAAUGUCAUCAGUGAAACGUCCACUGCCUCCACAACCGACGCGACGACUGCCCUCGAAACCUCUGAUGAGCCGCCUACUGAUAGGCUCAAGGAGUCUGCAGAGCAGAUCCCUCAGAUGCCGUCGGGUACAUCAUCGGAUUCACCACCGACUCCAACUCCGGUACCCGUUGAACCAACUCCCGAAACCCCUGAACUCGCAGGGCUACAACUCUCCACUAUCAGACCGGACGUGGGCAAUGCAAGCCUUAUUGUCUCAACUGAAGUUUUUGAAGAGGAGAUCACCCCUCAGGAAACUCCAGCGCCAAUUCGCGUCAACGACGAGGCCACAGAAACAACUCAGGACGAGAACCUAUCAUCGUCAGUUGAGAGCAUCUCCGAGACAGGCGUUCUGAGCAGACCCGCGCCUACAUCUACGCCUGAACCUACAAGUGAUGGUGAUGGUACCUUCACGGGAUCCGAUGACGACCCGAUCAAUACUGUGGGAUUGCCGCCCGUAGUCCCAACUGGCCCAGCUACUGAGAGCGGUGAUCUAUUGCAAGAAGGCGCCGUCGAGUUUCCUCAGGAGUCUGCUCCAGGCACCGAUCAGGGCGGGCCCCAAGAAAAUGGCGACAACGGUGCAGAUGGUGAAGAGAGUGAAGAGAAGGAGGACAGCGACGACACUGCGGGCAGAAAUGAUCAAAACCGGGACGACGAUACCUCACCUCCUGAUGAUGUCGAUGUCAUUGAUGACAAUGAGACUGGUGGCGCUGAACCCGAAUCAAACACUUCGGAACCAGGGAAGGAAACCCAGACCGCAGCUGACAAUAGCGCACCAGGGGAUGGAGGUAGCCCUGCGAUAACGCAGACAGGAACGGCAGUGCCAUCUUUACCGACAGACAUUUUCUCCGGGGGAGACGAUGGUGGCAGCACGGAUCGAGAGCUGGCAGGGUCAGCUGAAGGGAAUGAUGGACUCUCAGGUCCGCAGAAGGCUGGCAUCAUUGCGGGCAGCGUCAUUGGCAGUGCCAUCCUAUUUGCACUCAUCGCGUUCCUCAUCUGGUACAUACGCAAGCGAAGACGCGAUCGGAAGUAUCAGUAUGUGAUCAAGACGCCUAUGGUCGAGCAACCGCCGGCACUCGACCCAAUACCUCGGUCAGCACGGUUGACCGAAGCUGUGGCCAACAUUUUCAAGCCGACCACGGCUUCGAAUAUGAGCUCGCGGGUCGAUCUGAGUCGUGGCAAUCCCCAAUUUUCGACAGAUGGCCAGCCCAGAUCGCGAGCCUUGUCAGCAGGACCCAUUGGCACAAACGGUAAUCCUGCCAGGAACGGCCAAGAUCCUGCUUGGCCCUCGGACCCGGGCUCUCUACGAAUUCAUAACGCCAGGCCGAUGGGCAACGCGGUUGCCCAGCUCAGCGACCCCUUUGCGGACACCAAUGCCAUCGCGACCUCGGGCCGACACCCUGCUGAUCCCUUUCAUGACUCACAAGCGAUUCAAAAGAGCCCACGUCUGUCUCUCGUCCCUGCUUGGGACCCGCGAACCGCCCGUCCACGUGGUUCCACGACUGGAAGCAUCCGCCAGACUUCUCUACAGCCUGGCCAGCCGGGCGCAUCCGCCCCCAUCAAGGCACGGCCGAACGCUCCACCGCCAGGACGAACAAACGUCCGGUCAGAUCAGUUCGAUUUGGAAAUCGCGUUUCCGCCGGCGGCUUUGAUCCCUCCUGUGCCACGAUUGCAACGCCCCGAGAGCUACACCUCACUAGUGAGCACUCUCAGUAGCUACAGCCAGUCGGAUCAUCAAAAUAGGGUGAGGGUUUCGCGGUUUGGCGAAGCGUUGUAG
Emericellopsis cladophorae is the source of this 1923-nucleotide messenger RNA. RefSeq lists its product as uncharacterized. NCBI's taxonomy places the organism in Eukaryota, Fungi, Ascomycota, Sordariomycetes, Hypocreales, Bionectriaceae. The record is from RefSeq and is a predicted model, not a curated record. The transcript has a single exon. The coding region runs from base 1 to 1923 and encodes 640 amino acids.